UACAAAAAUGAUAAAAAUACCUAUAGUAUCAACUACAUGUUCAAUGCAUACUACAACUACAAGCAGCCCAUCAACAACCUCAACCACAACCCAUCCAACAACUACAACAAGUUUACCAACAACAACCACAACAACCCAUCCAACAACUACAACAAGUCCAACAACAACCACCACAUCAUCUACAUCAACAACACAAACAACUUCCACCUAUGUCACUAUCACUUCAACAUCUGGCACAACUACUUCUACAGUGCCUACUACAUCAAUGACUACAUCAUCCACAUCAUCUAUACCUACUACAACUACAUUAUCUACAACCAUUGUAACUACAAGUACAAAGACCACGUCAGAGCCUACCACUUCCUCAACUCCAACUACUUCAUUCUCAACAAUCACCACAUCAACAAGAUGCUAUUGUCAAGUACAGACAACCUUAUAUAUCAGUGGUGAACGUCUCUAUACGAUUAUGGACAAGGCUGGCUGUGAAUAUUAUGCAUUAUGUAAUGAUACAUGUCAAGCACAAAGAUAUGUUGGUGAUUGUACUACAACCGUCAGCACAUCAUCUACAACAACUGCAGGUCCCACGCCAACUACAA
Molecule: messenger RNA, 596 nt
Organism: Xenopus laevis (African clawed frog)
Lineage: Eukaryota; Metazoa; Chordata; Amphibia; Anura; Pipidae
Product: GATA zinc finger domain-containing protein 14-like
Exons: 2
Coding region: 37-450 (137 amino acids)
Source: RefSeq, a predicted model, not a curated record